AAACAAACCGAGGGUGUAGGGAAAAAUUCUCCCCCACAUGUCACCAUCCCAGGUCCUAGAGUCGUAUCCUAAGUAUUCUUAGCCGCGAAAGAGGCCAAGGAGCCGUGGAAGAUCAGCUGAGUGGCAGAGUUUCACGAAUUCUCCGUCGCGGCGAGGACAGGAGCUGGAAAGAUGAUUGGAGACGUCGGCCUGUUCGCUUUCAGCCUGUUUGACACCGGUGGCUUACUUUUUUUGACAGUUUAUGUGGUCAUAACUCUGUCGGACCUUGAGUGCGAUUACCUGAACGCCCAGGAGUGCUGUACGAAGCUGAACAAGUGGGUCACAACCGAAAUGGUCGCUCAGGCCGCUCUCAAUAUCAUGCUCCUACUCGUGAAUGGUCACUGGAUUCUAUUCCUCGUGAACGCUCCUCUUACUGCUUGGUUGCUUUAUCGGGUGUUGAAGGUUCCUGGGGGCAAUUUCGGCGUAUAUGAUCCCACAGAAAUACAUAACCGAGGAUCGCUGAAAGUGCAUAUGCGAGAUUCUGUGAUCCGACUCGCCUACUACUUAACGAUGUUUUUCAUCUACCUCUAUUGCAUGAUACUCAGCCUCCUCACUCGCACAAGUCCGAGAACAGUGGGAGCGGCGGGAGAGUUCUGAAGGGACUCUUCAUCAAACUCUGAAUGGAGUCGGUCUGCAGCCCCGUCUGAAGCUCACGGACUUGAUUCCAUGAGGCGCUGAAAUGUUCAGCACUUGUUGAAAAGAGCCUAAGGCUAUAUGCGCUCAUCGUUACUUGCGCCGGAGCGACGAGCGCUCAAAUUCACCGGAUGUGAAAUGAUUUUCCCUCGAAUCCCAUCGAUCGUAGCUCUUCCAUGUUGUUGAGAAAUUUCACCGGAGCCCACCGCGUCUCAAUCCCAAUCACUCUAAACAUUCCUUGCGCGAGGAUCACUUAGGAACUACAGAAAUCCUCAAUCCGAAGAACGGAAGGCUCCAGUCUUCUAGCGAUAUUUUAAUCCGUUCAGGGCACAAAUGUUUGUGCCAACUCUGUAUAUAUGCCUCCCGACGGACAUCGGGAACUUGAGAAGCAAACGCCGCGAAAAUAAUAAACAUGUCCAAUA
Galendromus occidentalis (western predatory mite) is the source of this 1094-nucleotide messenger RNA. It is a transcript of the gene cnir, whose product is annotated as cornichon-like protein. The transcript has 5 exons. Bases 172 to 636 code for a protein of 154 amino acids. The record is from RefSeq and is a predicted model, not a curated record. Gene Ontology annotation, biological process: vesicle-mediated transport. Lineage: Eukaryota; Metazoa; Arthropoda; Arachnida; Mesostigmata; Phytoseiidae.